AUGCAUUUGCCCGUUUCAUUACCGCUGCUUUGCGGCUCUUUGCUGCCGUUUGUUACUGGAGGUCUUGCUCUACCAAAGACCUCUCGUGCUGACAAGCACUAUGCCAUCAUGGACAAUGAUUGGUAUACUGCGGGCUUCGUGCCUUACCUAGUCGCCCUCGACGGAGGUGUUGAGGUGCUGGGUCUGGCCUCGGACACUGCAAAUACAUGGCAGCCACAAGUUGCUCUACAUGCCGUGGCAACAUUGGAAGCUGGCAACCUGAGCUGUAUCCCAGUUUAUCCCGGGGCGACUUGGCCACUCAUCAACACACCUGAGCGCUUCCAAGCCUGGGAGACUGUUCACGGAAAGCUGCCUUGGGAGGGUGCCUUUGCCCCGGAGAACAAGACCCUUGAGGCUGAGGGCAACGAUCCUACCUCCGGUAACCCCAACCGCAUUGUGAAGGCGGCCUUCAAGGAAGGUUUCCCCAAGGGCAAGCCAAACAACUCUACCUCUGCUGCGAACUUCAUGGUCGAGAUGGUGCACAAGUACCCCGGCCAGGUCUCCAUCUACUCUGCUGGUGCUCUGACCAACGUCGCUCUGGCUGUUCGCAUGGAUCCCCAAUUCGCCUCCCUUGCUAGGGAUCUUAUCAUUAUGGGCGGAUACGUCGAUCUCAACAUGCUUCAGGCCACUGGCAGCAUUCUGCUCGCUGAUCUUCAGUCCGACAUCAACUUGAUGAUUGACCCUGAAGCCUCCAAGAUCGCCCUGACUGCUGACUUCCCCAACAUCACUAUUGCUGGUAACGUUGCCAAUCAGGUUUUCCCAAGUCAGGAGUUUGCCGAUGAGGUUCUCUCUGUCUCCAACCCUUACAGCAAGCUUUUCCAUGACUACUAUGAUCUCUCCUUCCCUUUCUGGGAUGAGACUGCUGCUGCUCUGAUGGUUGACCCUUCCCUUGCUACCAACCAGACUUCAGUUUACCUUGAUGUCGACACCUCUUAUGGCAGCCCCAACUACGGCAACGUCCACGUUUACCAAAAGGCUCUUGCCCCUUGUGGUAUUCGCCCAGUCAACUUUGUCUUCCAGGUUGACGCGGACAAACUGAAGCAGCGUAUUAAGCACGCUCUGCAGUACCCCAAGUCUUGCGCUGAUCUUCAAUAG
This is a messenger RNA of Penicillium angulare, 1134 nucleotides long. RefSeq lists its product as uncharacterized. Lineage: Eukaryota; Fungi; Ascomycota; Eurotiomycetes; Eurotiales; Aspergillaceae. The transcript has 4 exons. Bases 1 to 1134 code for a protein of 377 amino acids. The record is from RefSeq and is a predicted model, not a curated record. Gene Ontology annotation, molecular function: hydrolase activity, hydrolyzing N-glycosyl compounds.